GCGUUGGUGAGCCGAAAAAAUGUCCACUCGCUACCACCAAGCUGCCAGCGAUAGCUACCUGGAACUUCUGAAGGAGGCUACCAAGAGAGACCUGAACCUUUCUGAUGACGAUGGCAUGACUCCCACGCUGCUGGCAGCCUACCAUGGGAACUUGGAAGCCCUAGAAAUAAUCUGCAGCAGAGGGGGCGAUCCAGACAGAUGUGACAUCUGGGGAAAUACUCCGCUACAUCACGCGGCCUCCAAUGGCCACACCCACUGCGUCUCCUUCCUGGUCAACUUCGGGGCCAACAUCUUUGCCCUGGACAACGACCUACGGUCUCCUUUGGAUGCUGCCGCCAGCAGAGAGCAGAACGAAUGUGUUGCUCUCCUGGAUAAGGCCGCCACCGCCCAGAACAUCAUGAACCCCAAGAAGGUCAGCAGGCUGAAGGAGCAGGCUCAGAAGAAUGCCAGACGGCAGAUCAAGGAGUGUGAGAGGCUCCAGGAGAAGCACCAGCACAAGAUGGCACGGACCUACAGCAAGGAGGACGCUGGGACUCUUUCUUCUGCCAAGGGUCCUUUCCCCGGGUCGUCCCUUUCCAACGCUUCUGCCACCAGCAUACGUGGGUCGCUGUCAAAGGGCAUUAAAGACACCUUCAAGAUCAAGUUCAAGAAGAAUAAAGACACAGCAGAGCAUGUAGAGAAGGAGAGCAGGGGUGGGCAGAGGAACGUGAUGGAAGUGUUCAAAGAGGAAGAGGAGGAGGAGGAAGACGUGCUCUCAGGGGACAUCAAAGAGAAGCUCCAGCUCUCUGGCCAGGAGGAGGACAGCGGUGCCCAGCACGAAUCCAUUCUCAAACGCCCGGGUCUAGGCAACAUCGUGUUCAGAAGGAACAGAAUGUCGAGCUCUGAAUACAUCCCAGACAGCAAGAGGGAGCUGGGGCUUAAAAUGUCCAGUGAAUUGCUUCAGAGGCAAGGAGUGGCUCAGGCUGACGACACCGAGGCCGACGAAGAAGGAGAGGACGUGGUCCAUCAAGCCGGCCUGCCCUGGGAUGAGGAUGCAGUGCAGUGGGAGGAGGAUGCCGUGGACGCCACACCCCUCGAAGUGUUCCUGCAGUCCCAUCACCUGGAAGAAUUCCUCCCCUUCUUCAUGAGAGAGAAGAUGGACCUGGAAGCCCUGAUGCUUUGCUCGGACGAGGACCUUCAGAGCAUACAAAUGCAGCUGGGCCCCAGGAAGAAAGUUCUCAACGCCACAAGCAGAAGGAAGCAGGCGCUCCUACAGCCUGGGCCACUGGUCGACACCAGCCUCUGAGGUUGUGUUGGGUCAGCAGGGGGAGCUGGCAGCAGUGGGGUGAAGCCAUUCCCCCUGUCGGAAGCACUCCAGGCAAUGCCUGCUGUCUACCGGAUGCCAGGCCACCGGGAGUGGUGUCCAGGGUUUUGGAGAGGCCCACUUAUGAAAGAGGCCCAAGCUCUACUUGGAGAAAGUCUCUAUACCUAUUUAAGUAACCCCCCAGUGAGAAACUCAAGGAAACCUGGGCAUUAAAAAAAAAAUGGAGUUCCUCUUCAAUGAUCCUUUUAAUGUUUUUGAAUAUAGAAAGGGUUAAGUGGAUGACAGAGAAAGGAAAAAAAAACUCUCUUUGCUUUUCCAACUCUGGAUUUAAGAUGAUCACCUCUCAUCACACUGCUGCUUACUCCCUGAUUCUCGUGGCCUGGGGAUUCUAAUUCCAGUUCUGUCCUUAGCUCUAUACCCUGUCUGUUGGUGGAGAGGAGAGUUCCUCCACUGGCCCGAGACUUGGUGCCCAACUUAAAAGUGUCUAAACCUUUAACAGAUGUUUACAUGUUCACGGUAGUCACGGUAAUGGAAAUGGGUCCAUAAUACCCCUGCCUGAGAACAGAGUGGCAGGUAGGGAGAGAGAAGAGAGAUGGAACACAGGGCACCUGCUUUGGACUGAAUUAUGUUGCCCCCAAAUUCAUAUACCGAAGCCCUAACUCCCAAUGUGACUGUAUUUGGAGGUAAGAGCUGUAUUAAAGAGGCAAUGAGGUUAAGUGAGGUCAUGAGAAUGUGGCCCUAAUCCCACCUGACUGUGGUCCUUAUAAGAGGACGCAACACCAGGGAUGCAUAUGCACAGAGAAAAGGCCAUGUCAGGACACAGAAUGAAGGUGGCCAGCUGUCAGCCAAGGAGAGAGGCCUCAGGGGAAACCAGACCUGCCAACACCUUGAUCUUGGACUUCCAGCCUUCAGAGCUGUAAAGAAAAUAAAUGUCUGUUGUUUAAGCCACCCAGUCUGUGGUGUUUUGUUAUGGAAGCCCGAGCAGACUGAUUGAGUGCCUACGCAGGGAGGUCGGGGAGGAGGUAAAGAAGAACAGAGAGAGGAAAAAAAAAGUGGCAUAUUUGAUUAUUUUUCUAAGGGUAAGUGCCUCCCGAAACUUAAAAAAGAAAGAAAAAUGGAGGUUCUUUGUAAGGCAACUUUGAUUGUAAAAGUUAAUGUUAUAUUUUCAUGCUCAUUAUGUACCUGUCUUUUAUUAACUGUUGUCUGCCACCAUUGCUGUAUGUCUGAACACAUGUGGGUUCUACAGUAUAAAUCGGCAACACUGCUGCUGACAGUUGUUGUUUUUUUAA
Messenger RNA from Hipposideros armiger (great roundleaf bat), 2592 nucleotides. RefSeq names its product ankyrin repeat and sterile alpha motif domain containing 4B (gene ANKS4B). The transcript has 2 exons. The record is from RefSeq and is a predicted model, not a curated record. Bases 20 to 1285 code for a protein of 421 amino acids. Gene Ontology annotation, molecular function: protein binding. Lineage: Eukaryota; Metazoa; Chordata; Mammalia; Chiroptera; Hipposideridae. Gene Ontology annotation, biological process: brush border assembly.